AUGAGUAACGGCACAUAUCACGUUGUGGGUUAUUUUGUACCCUUUUAUGGCAAGGGCGGCGGCAAUGGCGUGGAUUUAGAGUUUCUGGAGCCGCUCAACGAAGGGUUAAGCCAUUCUUUCUGUUAUGUUAGACCGUUAAUUUUUGAAUCUCCUGCCAUUACCCCUACAAACUCUGAAAGGUUUACCCUUGAUUCCAGCACUUUUGAUUCUGAAACAUUAAGUGGCUCAUUCAAACAUGAUACUACCAUAGAUGAUCAUCCCUCAGGUUUACAUAAGCCCACCAAGUUAUUCCCAGAAACCACAUUCAAGACUAUGUCGGGGGCUUUUGUCAGUGCUCAUUUCUUUACCACUCGCAUCGACAACCAGAUUGCACUCAUAACUACUGAUGUUCAAGAACCCGCGACCUAGUUCCAGAACACCUCCUCGUUCUCUGCAAUUCCUUUGCAGCCUGCACGUCAUGGCUCUGGACCUUUGAAUGGCUUUAUGUCUAGGCUUCUGGAGAGAUGUUUUGCUUCCAGUCCUCUGGAAAGGGGUGACGGUUUCAUGUCUGAGCCACUGGAGGAGGGUGUCAUGUCUGGUCCAAAUGAUUAUACUGACAAAUCUAACUUUUCUGCUCCGCUUGCACGCGGUAGUGGAAGACCAGGCUUCCAGCGUCUUAUGAGGAGUGUUAGUGUGCCAAUGAAAAACGCAUUCCCUUGGACCUUCUCAAGACAUUCUGUGGGGUAUGGUUGGAUGCAAUGGUUCUUCUUGCACCCAGUGACUCAACUUUCCCGGAAUCCUAAAAAGCCAAAAUAUUGGCCAGAGGCUUCACAAAACCAUCAUGAAGGGGGGCGCCGUCAUGAAGGGGAAUAUAGAAAUACUCAUAACUUGCAAUGGGCUCAUGGCAAGGUUGGUGAAGAUAGGGUUCAUGUUGUGCUCUCCGAAGAGCAAGGGUGGUUAUUCAUUGGGAUAUAUGAUGGGUUUAGCGGCCCAGAUGCACCAGAUUUUCUGAUGAGCAAGCUCUAUAGAGCAAUUGACAAAGAACUCGAGGGUUUGCUUUGGUAUUAUGAAGAUAUAUCUCCAGUGAUCCACCAAAGCAGGAACUCUUAGAACCGGAAAGCCAAGGUUGGUCUAGUGACCAGCAAGAAGGACCUUUCAAAUCUUUCUUCAAAUCAAGAAAUUUUUAGUAGUGUAAUAUAUCCAUGUAAUCCAGGAAUUGCCAAGGGUCAAUCAUCUAGGUUUGAAAUAGUCGAGGAAAACAAUGGAGUUAGGAUCGGUAUUGAAUAGGACUUACCUCAUUGCAAACAAACCAGUAUCUCGGAUACUGCUUCUAUUUAUGUUCCAGCUGCAAUUGUAACUGGUCAAGGAAGAAAAAACUUGUAACUUUAUGAGCUACUCUAGAUGGAAAAUUAAGAUGGACAAGAUUCUCUGUCACCUUCAGAGCUCGAUAGGAAUACAAAUACUUUUGAUACACCAGAUAAAAAUCCCAAGUAUAGCUAUGUGAAUCCCAAGGGAGAUGUUUGUGGCCUUUGGGGUGAAGACCCUAUUACUCCAGGAGGGAGAGGUGGAUGCGCUUGUAUUGAAUCCAGUUAUCAAGAUGGUAUUGAUGUGGUUUCCGUUUCAGGACAGAGGCAGGGUAUACGAAAGAUUUCAAUGAGCUCAAAGAUUAGAAAACUGUACAGAAAGCAUAAAUCAUUGCAUAAAAAACUAUUGCCUUGGAACUAUGAUUGGCUUAGAGAAAAGGCUUGCAUCGAUGAGAAAAUGGGCGAGUAUGUGGGACCUAUUAUGAAGUGCAAAUCAAGAAUUGUGGAUCAUGCAUUAGUUUUAAGAGCAAUGGCUCGAGCUCUUGAUCAGACUGAAGAGGAUUACAUGGAAAUGGUGGAAAAGGCUCUUGACAAAAAUGCAAAACUUGCUUUGAUGGGAUCUUGUGUUAACCUUGGUGAUAGCCGUGUAGUUUUGGCACAAGAAAGACCAAACGAUCGCCAUCCUAACCCAAAUUUAAGAAAGGAUGAUGUGUGGCAUAGGAAUAAAUUCAGAGAGUCAUUAGCACGUAUGGAGUUGGACAGAAUAUCAGAAGAAUGUCCAGUGCAUAAUCAAAAUGGUCAAGUAAACAAGAUAAAAAAAAACAGAGAGAUUUCUUUAUGCAGAUUAAAGAUGAGGGCGGUUCAGCUUUCAUCCGAUCACAGUACAAGUGUGGACGAGGUGUGUUGGUAAUUAGUGUAUGAAAGUCACAUAUAUAAUUUAGUAUAUUGAUAUAGCUUCUUAGGUGUAUGACUGAUUGUAGCUUUAUCAAUGAACCUAUUUUGUUUGCAGCCAACAUGUAAUGAUGCUCUGCUGGAGAUGUUCCAAGUUGAUUAUGUGGGAACUGCUCCUUACUUAAGCUGCAUUCCUUUCGUUGUUCAUCAUCGACUUUCCUCAAGUGACCGAUUUUUAGUACUGUCAUCGGAUAGGCUAUAUCAAUAUUUCAGCAAUCAAGAGGUAGUUGCCCAUGUCACUUGGUUCAUGGAAAAUGUUCCGGAAGGUAAUCCUGCACAAUAUCUCAUUACGGAGCUUCUCUCCAUGUUGAAAUAAAGAAUGGUUAGUCCACUAAUUUACUUGUCUCAUUAUCUCAAUAGAAGCUUACAUGCCAUAACUCUUAUCCCAAAGGAAAACAGAAAAAAAAAAAUGAAAAAGAAAACUAGAGAGCAAGAUGAUAUGUAUUGAUGUGGCGCCUGGAUUGCUUUGGACUAUCUUUCAUUUGUAUACAACUCCUUGCUCGUGGACACCUUUUAAUUGUGUGUAUCUCCUUCCUUAACCUUUACAUAACGUAUUUUAUACGGUUUCUUGGGAAAGGUCAAAUGUAGAGCAUCGUAGCUGGUUUAUCUGUUGUUAUAAUAUAAUAGGACUCUGGAGACAAUAAAUUAACGAAGCUGCUUAAUCUUCAUAGAUGCAGUUUUGUUGGAAACCCCUUCACUCAGGCUUUAGACUUCAGCUGUCUGUUUUGAGA
Pyrus x bretschneideri (Chinese white pear) is the source of this 2965-nucleotide messenger RNA. RefSeq names its product protein phosphatase 2C 32. Gene Ontology annotation, molecular function: protein serine/threonine phosphatase activity. NCBI's taxonomy places the organism in Eukaryota, Viridiplantae, Streptophyta, Magnoliopsida, Rosales, Rosaceae. Gene Ontology annotation, biological process: protein dephosphorylation. The record is from RefSeq and is a predicted model, not a curated record.